Messenger RNA from Vespula pensylvanica (western yellowjacket), 881 nucleotides. RefSeq lists its product as uncharacterized. The coding region runs from base 48 to 788 and encodes 246 amino acids. The transcript is spliced from 3 exons. The record is from RefSeq and is a predicted model, not a curated record. Lineage: Eukaryota; Metazoa; Arthropoda; Insecta; Hymenoptera; Vespidae.
AGGAACGAAAGAAGCUAUCGUCGGGGCGUUGCUUCUAUUAACGAAGAAUGGGAUACAGAAGCGGUAGAAAGAGCAGCAAUGGUCGUUCCAAGUUACACGCCGUCAGACGACAUCGUCGUAGCUCGAAGAAUCGUGCUGCCUUGUCGUCCUGUGUGCACAAAUGCGUGGGUAGCGAAGGUUUACAAAAAAUAAGAAAUCACAUAAUGAAGGCCCUCAACUUUGGUAUCGAGUCCGGAUAUCUCGUACCAACGGACGCAACCUAUAAGAUGCUGCGCGUAUCCUCCGAUUUAUUGGAAAAACGGCGAAGUCGAAGAACGGAGAAAAAGGACGAAGAGACGACGAAAUACAGGAGGAAAGGGUCCAAGGAUUCGUGGAAAUUGCGUGAAAAAGAAAAUAAAGAAGACGAGUCGGUGGACCGAUCGACGAAGAAAUUCGAGGAACGUCCGGUACAAGACGCGAAGUGCAGACGAAACAGUAGAAGAAAUUAUAGAUCUCGAAGUCGAUCCAAAAGAAAUCAACGCAGAUCUCGCAGAAGACGUAGGAGGUGCAGUUCGGAGAAUCCCGAGGAGAUGGGUGAAGACGAGGACGAUUACGAGCCAAACAAAAACUCCGAAAAGAAGAACCCUCAUAACGAGCGUGCGAAUAGCGGUUCGAGAAGUUCACGCUCGAAAACGCAGGAAGACAGAACCGAUGUCGGAAGAUCCGACGACGUCUCGGACAUUUCCCUCGACGAGGACGAAAGCGACGACGAGGGGGAUAAGAAGGAGACCAACGCUAUCAAAUCUUAAUUCAAAUCGAUGUGUGAUAGCCGCGAACCACUUCCAAAUUUCUUAGUAUCGUCCACUUCUCCCAAUGUUAUUAUUAUCCGUAUCAUCAAUAUA